Schistosoma bovis is the source of this 4845-nucleotide messenger RNA. NCBI's taxonomy places the organism in Eukaryota, Metazoa, Platyhelminthes, Trematoda, Strigeidida, Schistosomatidae. The record is from the annotation of a GenBank genome assembly.
ACAUUUACGAAAGGCAUCGUUGCAAUCUAUGUUCACCUUUGGGUUGAAACUUUAUAAUGUUACACAUAUCUCAAAAUGUUUGAAAAUAAUGUUAAACCAGAUGUUGAGAAUUUUGUAGAUAAGUAUAUCAACCCAAAGGCUUCUGGUAAUCGAAAUUAUAUUUCUGAUGACCUGGAAAUUAAUGAUUCGGAAAACAGAGAUUACUACGGCUUUUACCAUUAUUAUAUGGCAGGGCAGACUAGAAGCAACCGGCAAUUUACUUAUGGUUUGUAAAAUGCUUGAUUUGAUUGGAAAAUGUGAACUUCAUGUUAUAUCUUUGGGACACCCGACUGUAUCAUUCAUUUUAGCACGAUCAGUAAAACUUAUUUAAUUUAUUAUCGUACAUUCUGUAAUUCGUGGUAAAAUUGACACCGGAAAAUUAUUUUCAUUUUCAGCCCGAAUGGUCUGACAAAAAGAGAGCGAAUAGUCGAAAGUAAAUAUCGGAAAAAUGAUAUUCGUCGUGUUGAUAAAUGGCUAAAGAUGAUUAGUAAGUGGGAAGAAGUUGAUUCUUUAUGGCAUCGUAUGUACAAAAAUGGCAGAGCUUCGGAAAAGUUAACCCGAAGAAUUUUUAAAGGAAUUCCUGAUCGAUUUCGUAUGACUGUUUGGCCCCUUCUUCUCUGUGUGACAGAUGUAAAAAAUAAAAAUAAAGAUAUUUAUGCGAAAAUGCUCAAACAAGCUCUAUCUUCUUCAGGUUCACUCAACCAAAUCGAUUUAGAUGUAAAUCGAACAUUUCGUAAUACAGUUUACUUUCGUGAUCGUUACGGUCCACGACAAUGUGCAUUAUUUCGUGUUUUAGCUGCUUAUUCAGUGUAUAACUCUGAAGUUGGAUACUGUCAGGGAAUGAGUGAGUUGGCCGGGUUAUUUCUUAUAUACAUUGAAGAUGAAGAGGAUGCAUUUUGGGCAUUGAAUCAACUGAUGACCAGUUAUCGAUAUAAUAUGCAUAGUGUAUAUGUCGCUGACUUUCCUGGAUUAAAACGUUUAUUUGCCCAUCAUGAACGUAUUGUUCGUAAAUUGUUACCCAUAUUGGAUAAACAUUUUACUAAACAUGAUAUGUUAACUAGUACAUAUGCUUUGAAGUGGUACAUGCAAUGUUUCUUAGAUAGAUUACCUGUUACCCUAGUACUUCGAUUAUGGGAUAUUUACUUAUUGGAAGGUGAAAAGCUACUCUUGGCUAUGGCAUACAACAUACUGAAAAUGCACAGUAAAAGAUUAUUACGAAUGGAUCAGAUGCAAAUGACAUCAUUUUUUCAAGAUGAAUUGGUCAAGGACUUUUUAUUCGAUGAUGAUGAUGUAAUUGAUUCACUAAAAGAUUGUUUAGAGUUAUUACAUAAGAAUAAAUUAGAUACGCCUCCGCCACUGACUUCCGAUAUGUUACCCAAACGACUUGGUCAGUUCAAUUCGGAUCCAAUUUGGCGCAAUCGUAAUGGAACAUUAAUGCCGAGAACAAAAACUGGAACCCUUAAAUCCCACACAGAAAGUCCUUCAUAUAUAAAACCACAAUUAAUAGAUCAACCCAGUUUCAAUGGGAAAUUACGUGCUCGAUUUUCUCCGACCUAUUUACCUAAAACUCUGUCAGUCAAUCCAAUUACUUUAAGCUCUGCCAGUGUAUCGCCCAUAGUUUCGAAUUCAUCAGGUUAUUCUCCUGGUCUUGCUACAUCUGCAUCAAUAUUAACUGUUGCUGCAAUGAAAAAUAGUGGCCGACUCUAUGUUCCAGCAGUCCGUUCUUCGCAAACAUACGGAACUGGUUCUAAUUACACAUUCAUAAGUAAUCAAAAGAUGAAGUUGGAUCAUAUUCCAUCAUCAAUGUCCGUAAUUCAUUCACCUUCUUUUAGUGUUGAUGAGAGCAUCUCUAGCAGCGUUAUAAGUAAUAAUGUUCUGAGUAUUCAACACCAAUCACCGUCAACAUCAAGUCGAUCUCUCAUCAAUUCUCCCGAUGAAAGUUAUGCUACUACAGGUGGUCGUCAUUAUCGUAUUCCAACAAGAUUAUCUCCUAGUUCCAAUCGUUCUAAAGCACUACAUCUUUAUGAAUUGGAUUACGAUAAAAAUAAUGAUAGUUUAUCUGUUGAGUCAAAUCCUGCAAUACAAAAAUCCUCACAACGACCUUUAUCAAGAUUUACACAGAAUAAAGAAAUUAUUAUUAACCGAACAAAUGUUGGGUAUAGUAGCGGUAUAACACAAAAACCGGAUAUCCCCAUCAUUUUAACAACUUCAUCAAUGACACCGUCAUCACGAAUAAAUCGGUGGACAAGUGAACAAAUUUUAUCAGUCAAUGUGAAUCGUCGCUCAUCAACUACUAGUUCUGAGAUAAGUCUUGAACAACCAUGGCAGAAACGUGAAAAGUCUCCGUUAAAAAUUGAGCAAAAAACAGUUAACAAAGGUGAUUAUUCUAGCACUGGUAUAAAUUCUUCCGUUGAUGGUGUAAUAACCAGAUUAGACGAAACAUUAAUGCCUCCUGCAUUGUCAACAACAGCCAACAAAUGGAAUAUACCUAAUCAUUCCAAUUAUCCAACUGUUGUUAACUCUAAUUUUCCCAUAAAUUCAUCAAUCUAUUCUCCAACCAGUCCUAAUUUAUCAACUGAAUCACAAGAUACAAAAUGUUCACAAACUGUACUUACCUCAUCAUCAGCAUCAUUGUCGCCAGUAACCAAAUCAAUUCAAAUUAUUCGCUCGCAAUAUGAUAAAAAUGAUAAGAGCGGUGUAGAUGGUUACUAUCGUUUUAAUGUUUCCAUGAAGAAACCAUAUCUGGAAUCAGUACAACCAAUAAAUGACUAUGUACGUCGUAUACCAUCAGUACCAAGGUCAAAAAUAAUCAUAAAACCAACUGAGAUCAUUAUGCCUGAUCCAAAACCAGUUUCUAAAGAUGUUAAUAAAAAAGUAAUUACAAUUCAGUCAUCGAAUUAAUCCGUACCGUUCUUUAAUGGUAAAUGGUCACAUAGUUAAUUCAACAACAAUGUAAUGUGGGUUAUUAUCCUGAAAACAUUCAAUUUGACGUCUUAUAAAUUACUUUACUAUACAACAUUCCUUAUAUAUAUACUCCAAUAAAAAACAUGUUUAUUUUGUUAUCUAUUUAUUUUUCUGUAUACACUCUACUGAAAAUUAUGCUCAUUUAUUGUUUUUGCACAAGCAUAUUGUGAUAUCUUGUGGAUUACAACAAUAUUAAUUGAAUUCGGUGUUAAUGACAUACAACAUCUGUAAAUUCUUUUACUCCCUGUUGAAUAAAACCGAUUCGUAUGUGGAACUCACUCACAGAAGACAAAGCUGGGCAAAUGGGUAGAGAGAGAAGUAUAAUAUUUCAACGAUAGAGAGAAAAGAAUCCUUUAAUCCAAUUAUAUUACCUUUCUUCCCACACUAUUUUGAUAUGGUAUUUACUUAGAAUGUUAAAUAGUUAUAGUGCUUAUGAGAAAUGCAUGGAGGAAUUUCUUCCUAAUGAAUUUACUAUUAUUUGUAGUAAAUGAGUGCUCAAUUAAAAAACAAUCCGCUUAUUAGUAGUGAAAUGAAUCUUACUCAUCGAUAUUUUCUUAUUAGUCUUUGUUGUUGAUGAUGAAAUUUUUACGUUCUAUUUCCUGUCAUUUAUUUUCCUCCUCUUCUGAAUAUUAUUCUUGCCCCUCUCAUCUACCAGUACUAUCCACGCAAUUCUCUUGAUAUUUUGUCUUUUCACUUACUGAUUUCUAUUUUGUAGGUUAUCUUUCAUUCUAAAUAUCUUGUAUUUUUCAUUAUAACAACAGCAGUAUAAAUGUUGAUCUUCUACUCAUUGUGUAUAAUACAUCAAUUUACUGUGAUUCUUUUACUUGUCGAACUAAAUAAAACGAUAACAUUCAUCAAUUCAUUAUUGGCGUUCUCUAUCAUUUAGUCAAUGUUUCUCCGUAUCCAUGUGAUAUAAAUAAUGGUGAAUUUGUUCGAAAUAUUGUAGUUGAUAAUAAUUACCUUAGAUGAUAUGUUUGAAACCGUUUUCUUUAUGUACUUUGGUUUGGGCAAAUCUCAUGUACAAUAGUAUAACUCAAUGUCAUUUGUUUAAAACUUUACUUCGUUACUGAUUCGAACACUUGCCAUCUUUUCAUAUUUUGUUAUCGUUAUUUAUAUAUUGAUUGGUAACCACAAUGACUGAAUUCCGCACGAAUACAUAUUGUGCAUAUAUGUUUACAUAUGUUCUCAUGCACUCGGUUUUUGUACAUUUAGAACUAUUCGUACUCAACUAAAAUUAAAACUAUGAUAUUAUUAUUAUAGUUUAGUAUUCAUUGUUAUCUAUGCAAUUUAUAUCCUUAUUUAUUCUAUUCAUCAUGUCAAACAGUAUGAUUUAAUAUAAUAUCCCUUAGUCUUUUAAGAAAUUUUAUGUAUUUAUCUGCUUAUAGUGUGUUUCAAUACUACCUGUUAUUCAAUAGAUGCAUUAAAAUAAUGAACACACACAUGUUAGCUUAUUUUCGUGUUAGUAAAUUUUCAAUUCUAUUGUAACCCUGACAAUUACAAUCAUGGUAGAUUGACUCAUGUUUACAAAGCCACAAACUACAAUCAUUGAUUAACAUAAAUAAAAGUGUUGGGGAUUAUUCAUUUGUUUGUUGAUAACUGAAAAGAAAAGUAUCGUUAUUUUUAUUUUCCUAAUUUUUGUUCUUUCUUCUUCAAAAAUACAGUAAACUAAUAAUUUCUCUUUUAUGCUAUUCUAUUAGACUUAAUAAAUAGAUAAAUGAUCCAAUGGUUCAAAUAAUCAAUCCUUAAUUAUUAAUUGAUGAUAUUUGGAAUUAUUAAAAUCAGAUAAGUGUAAUUUAUAUUUUUAAAGAAGAAAAAAAAAGUAAAUAUAUUUAUGCUUCCUGU